Molecule: messenger RNA, 1110 nt
Organism: Mizuhopecten yessoensis (Yesso scallop)
Lineage: Eukaryota; Metazoa; Mollusca; Bivalvia; Pectinida; Pectinidae
Product: neuronal acetylcholine receptor subunit beta-2-like
Exons: 1
Coding region: 1-1110 (369 amino acids)
Biological process (GO): monoatomic ion transmembrane transport; chemical synaptic transmission; nervous system process
Cellular component (GO): synapse; neuron projection; membrane
Molecular function (GO): transmembrane signaling receptor activity; extracellular ligand-gated monoatomic ion channel activity; neurotransmitter receptor activity
Source: RefSeq, a predicted model, not a curated record
AUGUUGAAAGAGUUUAAUAUCGUGGAGAGUGUUUUAGGAACACACCUUUUAUUCAUGCUGCAGUGGACGGAUGAGUACAUACGUUGGGACAGUGAAGAAUACGACAACAUCACAGUGGUAAACCUCCCCCUGCUCGACGUGUGGGUUCCGCCCAUGGUACUGGUGAACCCAGCGGACAGCUACGGCUUCCUAAGCAAAGAGAAGGACAUGCUUCUCGUUCAGUACUCCUCGGAAGGCUUAGCGAUGUUGCUCUUCGCUACUUAUCUCGAGAGCACGUGUAAACCAUUUAUCAAAUAUUUUCCAUUCGACUCUCACACUUGUCACCUGAUGAUCAGUCACCUAGGUUACAGUUUGGGCGAAGUGAUUUCCGUCCCGUCACAUGUUUAUUUGGACCAACUGGUGGAUAAUGGUCAAUGGACUGUGGACGCGUUGAACCUCACCGCAAAGUUUAUUGUUGCAGGAAAUAACGCAUCUCGGUAUGUUGAUUUAUCCAUACAGUUGUCACGUCGACCAGAGUUUUUACUUCUGAAUCUGUUCAUCCCCAUUGCCUUCCUGAUCUGUAUGAACUUGUUUGUGUUUUUCCUUCCAGCUGAGUGUGGGGAGAAGGCAAGCUACUCCAUCACUGUACUUCUGUCUCUUGCAAUCUUCAUGACUAUCGUCAUGGAUCAGUUACCUCCAUUGUCCACAGAUGUUCCCGUUGUAAGCAUUAUUCUCUGUAUACAUCUCGCCAAUAACGUCAUAGUAUGCACGUGUACUAUUCUAUCCUUGAAUUACCACCAUCGAAGUGACACCAGGGACAUACCUUGCCAUCUCCGAUGUUUAACCAUGUUGGUGACUUGGCGAACAUACAAAAGUAAUUGCAACACAAAAGACGUCCUCACAGGAAAAACGCCAGAAAGCAUGUCUCCAAGGGCAAAGACGAAUCUGGGUGUCACUGGGACGGAUGGUAUCACACAUCACGCUGUUGUGUCGGAGGACAUUGACCGGCGCCCUAUACUGACCUGGCAGAUAGUGAGUCACGCGAUUGACAGGUGGAAUUUCUCCAUCUGUAUCAUGAUAACCAUAAUGGAGAUGGGCCUUGUCUUCUAUCAUUCUGUUAAAGGCAUGUGA